This is a messenger RNA of Paraphaeosphaeria sporulosa, 2019 nucleotides long. RefSeq lists its product as uncharacterized. Bases 1 to 2019 code for a protein of 672 amino acids. Lineage: Eukaryota; Fungi; Ascomycota; Dothideomycetes; Pleosporales; Didymosphaeriaceae. The transcript has 2 exons. The record is from RefSeq and is a predicted model, not a curated record.
AUGGCUACCCAGGUUAUGCAAGCACCAGGGCAUGUCCACCAGGGCAAACAAUUCGACCAAUUUCGCUUUGAAAAGGAACCGUCGCAUCAGAAGGGAUGGAGGGAGUUUGACCUGAAGAGUGUGAUGAUCCCUCCUUCCGCAGGACUUGGAACAACGAAGCGAUACUACCAACGACGAACACUCGUCCAAUAUGCCGGCCUUUAUCUUGUCGGCCUCUGGGCUUUCCAGAAUCUUCAGUCAACUGCGUUACGAGCCAUGGCGUUAGGACUUCUCUUCCCAGGUGCCGGUCUUGUCUCCGUGGCCACCAUUCCGUCCUUGUUCGCUUUCGUCCUCACCAUCGUCGGCAUUCCAAUCACCCUCUUCGUCUGGUUCGCUAUGGGAGGCGUACUUUUCCCACUGUUGCUCUGGUUUGGAUCGGCGGGACUUGCUGGCCUUCUCGCGAAGGACAAGCUAUUCGAUCAGGCGGGACCUGCCUGGGGAGCGAUCUGCAUUGUGGGUGUCUCGUGGAUGAUUUACAAAUCAUCCAUAAUCGGCGCCCGCGGUCGCCUUACCCAGCAAGCACGCAACAAGUGGCUCCCAGCGAAGGUCAAGUCUAUGCAAGAGGCCGCUCUUCCAGCCCCCGCCCCCGGCUCCCGCGAGCUGGACGAGAAGACUUUGAGAUUUGUCCAGCAUAUGGUUGAGCGAGGCCUUACGAAGCAUGACGAUCUCAGCUAUCACGACGUGAUCGACCAAUUUCAAACAGGCGCCGUUCGCUAUCAGCUUUACGGCGUGGUCGACUCUCUUGCUCUCUAUUUGACGCAUUACGCACCUGGCUUCCAUGGAUAUGCUGCCGAAGCAUGUCGAAACUGUAUCGAGAAAUCCUUGACAAAGAGGAUUAUGAGCUACUGGAAGUGGGAGCGGUUGACUGGCAAGUUCACCACCGACUACGAUCCCACAAAUUACGACAACAUCAUGGUGACUGGUUACCUCGGUGUGGCCAUUGGUCUUUAUGAGUCUGCAACCGGCGAUCGCCGUUACGAAAAACCCGGUGCGCUCAAUUUCCAGAUCGCCGAUGGCAUCAACUUCCCAAAGUCCUUCGGAGAUCUUGCAGACGAUAUGUACCAGAACAUGGCUACGAAUGAUUACUGUCUCUACCCGUGCGAGCCCAACUGGACGUAUUCUCUCUGCAACCUCAUCGGCAUGGCUGGCUUGAUUAUCUCCUCGCGUAUGCUUGGCAAUGACUACGCGGAGAAGAUCAAGCCGCGAUUCGAGCGUGCCCUUGAAGAUGAGAUGACAGAGCCAGAUGGUCGUAUCUUGCCGAUCCGAUCCGAGCUUACUGGCCUUACCAUCCCCGGCCUGUCCGGUACCCUGUCCGACUGUAUCAAUGCUAUGAAUUUGACCGCCUACCUUCCUCACAUUGGUAGCCGUGUCUGGGCCAUCAUUCGAAAUGAGCAUGUCACGUACGAUACCGGUAAGAUGGACGUGAAAGACCUUCGCGGCGCUGAUAAGAUGGAUCCUGGUAACUACAAGGGUGGCAUCGGUGCACUUCGCGCUUUCGUCGCUGGCUGCGCCGCCGAGUUUGGUGAUGAGAAGGUUCGUGUCGAUGCACUUCAACAGCUUGACGACGAAUACUUCCCCGUGACCGCCACAUCGUCCGGUGCCUUAUAUAAUAAGGGCCUUUCAGCUACAUCUCAGGUUGUGGCUCUCAUGGCUCGUUUGAUGCGCUACCAAGACCUCGCCAAUGCUACCCUCUAUGGCCCCGAGCCCGUCGCCAUGACUGGACCCCUUCUUGCGGACUGCAAAUUCCCUGAGGUUCUUGUCGCAAAAGCUUACAGUCAUGACGGCAAAUCGCUUGAGCUCGUGCUCUACAAUGGCAAGUCUGCGGGUAAGCAGAAGCUUGGCUUCGAGCGUCUGACUCCUGGUGGUAUGUACAAGAUCAUGAAGGAGACUGUUGAGACCAUCACUGCCGAUGCACAGGGCAAGGCAUCAAUCGAGGUUGAUCUUAACGGCAGGACAGCGCUUACAGUGUCACCGGCUUAG